Homarus americanus (American lobster) is the source of this 3168-nucleotide messenger RNA. RefSeq names its product atrial natriuretic peptide receptor 1-like. The record is from RefSeq and is a predicted model, not a curated record. Lineage: Eukaryota; Metazoa; Arthropoda; Malacostraca; Decapoda; Nephropidae. Gene Ontology annotation, molecular function: peptide receptor activity; guanylate cyclase activity. Gene Ontology annotation, biological process: intracellular signal transduction; cGMP biosynthetic process; receptor guanylyl cyclase signaling pathway.
AGAGAUCGUGGAGAAUGUCAAGAACGGCGGACACCCGGCGUUCAGGCCCAGCACGGAGGACGAGGUGGCCGAGGAGGAGGUGAUGCAGAUGAUGAAGAAGUGUUGGGCCGAGGAGUACAUGGAGCGGCCAGACUUCCAACAGCUCAAGACCAUCAUCCGCAGGCUCAACAAGGACAACGAGUCUGGGAACAUCCUGGACAACCUCCUCUCACGUAUGGAACAGUACGCCAACAACCUGGAGGCACUGGUGCAGGAGCGUACAGCUGACUACCUGGAGGAGAAGCGGCGCUGUGAGGAGCUACUCUACCAGCUCCUGCCCAAGUCGGUGGCAAGUCAGCUGAUCGCAGGUAAGAGUGUGGUAGCAGAGACCUACGACUGUGUCACCAUCUACUUCAGCGAUAGUUUUACUACUCUCUCUGCCCAGUCAACGCCCUUAGAGGUGGUUGAUCUGCUCAAUGACUUGUACACUCGUUUUGAUGCCAUCAUUGAAAAUUUUGAUGUGUAUAAGGUGGAGACCAUUGGUGAUGCAUACAUGGUGGUCUCUGGGUUACCAAUGAGGAACGGGACACAGCACACCCGGGAGAUUGCCAGCAUGUCCCUGGCACUCCUGAGGGAGGUGGAGACAUUCACCAUCCGGCACCGGCCACAGGACAAGCUCAAGCUGAGGAUUGGCAUGCACACAGGACCGUGUGUGGCUGGUGUGGUGGGCCUCAAGAUGCCACGCUAUUGUCUCUUUGGUGAUACUGUCAACACAGCCUCACGCAUGGAGAGCAAUGGACAACCCCUGAAGAUCCAUGUGUCCCCAACAACACAAAAGAUGUUAGCAGAAAACUACCCAUCGUUUAUUCUAGACUUACGAGGGGAGGUCGAUAUGAAGGGCAAAGGAAGAAUGAACACCUAUUGGCUGCUCGGGAAGCAAGAAGCUGACUCUUAAAGAGAUGUCACAAGUCAUCUUCAGCCUCCAGAACUCUUCUUAUUUCUUGGAACUGACCGCUUCUACCCUCUACACAUAUAAUGUUCAGUGUUAAGAGUCUCACCAACUGGCUGCUGUAGACCCACAGUGCUCCAUUCUCUGGAGCUACAACACCAUUUGUAAAACUAAAUGAAAAAGGCCUAUUUCAUUGCUGACAAUUUUGUAAAUGCACUAUGCAUGAGGACUACAUCAGUGUCAGUUAAAAUAAAACAUGCAAACUCACACGUACAUACAUACAUACAUACAUACAUACAUACAUGUGCACACACGCACUUCCAGGACAUAUUAAUCCUUCUCUAUACAUGUUGUAUGUUGAUGUGACUACCUGUAGAUUGUCUUGUCUCUGAUGUAGUGUAAUUGUGUUGCCACAAUGUGACUGAACCACAAGAAACACCAGUACUGUACUUAUUCAUCUGUUAAUAAGUAUACUACAAUAGAAAUUGUAUUAUUUCUAUAUAACACUAAAUACUGCUCAUCAUAAUAACAUAUUUGUAAUUUUCUUAUUAAUCAAUAGUGAAGUUACUUAUGUAGCUGAAUUUUUUUGUAAUUUAGUAGUUUCCCUUUACUUAAAAAGCAGUUCACCAGUGAAAGUGAAAUAGGUACAGUAAUGUAAAUAUGUGACUCCAUAGUACAUUAAACCCUCACAUAUAUGGAUCCACCACAUAGUGUGAAUUUGGACAUGUGUGGAAGGAAUCUAAAAAAAUAAUUACAUUAUAAGAAUAGUAAAUUGCUUUAAAGCGUUGACCAUCAUGAAGCAGAUGUUAAUUUUAUAGAGGUGUGGCUCUUGGUCAUGAGCUGAAGCUGUUGUAAGCUUUACCAUGGAUAAAAAGUCAGAAACAUCAGGUUGGUAAGCUGAGGUUGGUUACCAACACUGUGGUGUGAAUAAAUACAAAAACACAUAAUUUUGUGCAAACAGAAGGUUGAUAAAGAAUUAGCUAAUGCUACUUCGGUCUAUAUUCUGCUUUAUUUUGGUGUAGACUGUUGAGGACUUAAUGGUUUAACAAGGUGCCUGAACAAGGGACGUGGAAGGCAAUCAAGAUUGGAAGACUGCUUUUUAAAGAAGUUAGGUAUACAGUGCUAGUUACACUAAUGUGUUAAAUACAGAUCCACUUAGUCAGAUGUGUUCUGCACAGAAAUCCAUGUUAUAUUUCCCUUUCCUUCAGUUAAAUGAAAUUAAUGAGGUUUCAUUGUAUUGUACAGUUACACACAGAAUUUUGUGGUUGACCCAAGGUGGAGGGUAUGGAGCCUAUCCUACCAUUACUGGACGGUGAAUCACUGUCUAGAUGACCCUCAACACGCAAAGUAGCACCUGUAUAGUUUAAUUGAUUUAUAGCAGUUUUAACUCUGUAGAAUGACAUAAUUAAACAUAACAGUAUUACUCAAGUCCUUCUACAGAGUUAAAACUGCUAUAAAUCAAUUAAUAAACUACACCAGUGCUAGUUUGUGUUAGGUGCCGGGACGGAUUGACACUGACUCGCAGUCCAGUAAGGGUGGGACAGGUGCCAUACACUCCACCUUGGGUGAAUCACGAAAUUCUGUGUGCAACUGUACAUUAAUGUACAGUCCAUAUGUUAAUGUUUAAUGUUAAAGAACAUUAUGAUGUAUUAUAGAUAAAUAUACAAUUUGCAUUAAGCCAAACUUUUCACAUUCACAAAUAGGUGUUGGUCCCAAAAAUAUCACAUGUACUGUACUAGGUUAUACUGUACUGCAAUAUAAAUACUGCACUGUUGUUCAUACUUUCGGCAAAAAAUAAUAACUUUGAAGUACUGUAUAAAAUUUAACAAAUCUUUCUUAAUUAUUAUAUUACUCAUAAACUACUAGAUUUUUGCUUUCUGAAAAUAAUUUAAAAUUUAGCAUAAGUAAAUUAUAUGGUGGACGUCAGUGUUGUUUGACCUCUAUCCAGCUGGAGUCUUACUGUACUGUACUCUAUUUGUGCUUGCAUCUAUUUUCAUAUACUACUGUACAAUACUGUAUUUUUAACAGUUAUAUUUGGUCAGACAGGUUUUUAAUCCCUUCUAUCUGCUACAGACAACACUGCUCAUUCCAGUAGUCAUUUGGUACAAGAAAUCUGAUAUCAUUGAUCGGUUCUUCCAAAAAUCAUUGAACGUGUUCCUGACAAUUUUGCAUUUAUGACCUAUUUAUGAUGGCUAUUGCAGUUCAGUGGCAGAAAUAAAUCAUUAUUCAGGGUUUGCUAA